This is a messenger RNA of Orussus abietinus, 5803 nucleotides long. Its product is annotated as myotubularin-related protein 4. The record is from RefSeq and is a predicted model, not a curated record. Gene Ontology annotation, biological process: regulation of autophagy; dephosphorylation. Gene Ontology annotation, molecular function: protein phosphatase binding; phosphatidylinositol-3,5-bisphosphate 3-phosphatase activity; metal ion binding. The transcript is spliced from 16 exons. The coding region runs from base 712 to 3693 and encodes 993 amino acids. NCBI's taxonomy places the organism in Eukaryota, Metazoa, Arthropoda, Insecta, Hymenoptera, Orussidae.
AAUUAGUCCGGUGUCAGCCGCGCGCGAUGGUAGUUUACGAAACAAAGCGAGAAAUCUCAGUCGCGUCGUCCCGCGAGUCGAUCGCUUCCGGACGAAUCGCGAUCUGAUCGACAAACGAUCAAGAUUUCCGCCGAGUCGGGGCCUGCGACGCGUAGAUCAUUCCGCGCCUCUCUCCGUUCUCUCAAUCGGCGGCCGCGAGUCGUGCAGAGUCAUCGCGUCUCGAUGCGCCGCGGAAAAGUGACGUCUAGACCGGCCGCCUAACCGAGGAAAAGUGCUCGGGCUCGGACAAACGGGCCGCGGCGACGUUGCAAGAUGUCCGUGAGCUCGCCGCGUUUCGGGCGGCCGCCGUGAAAUUAACAUCGGGUCGCGCUACGCCGAGCGCGAGUCGCACUCUCCUCGGCGCCCGUCCCCCCGUCGCGGCAGUCCCGCCUCGUUCCCUCGGCGAGCCGCCGCGAUGAGAACUGAUCCCGCCUCGGCUUUGGCGCGUCUCCUAUCGGCCGAACGCGAUAUCCGCACGCCUCGCGAGGGAGCGCCGACCGCGACGUCUCGCUCCGGUCUGAGAUGCCUCUAGUCCGCGCAGGGGCAACCUAGUGGCCCACCGCCGUCGAGUCCGCCGCGGAAAAGCGAGGACAGAGAAGCAGAAACAAGUAACCGUGAUAGCACGGACAGUGGUAACAAAGUCUCCGAGGAAGAGAGCUUGAAAAGGUAGCGAUGGAGAGUUCUGAGGAACUGACAAGCCUACAGUCGAUUUGUUAUCUCAGAGCAUCAGAGCUCUUUCCCAAGCAUACCCAUUUUGAGUGUGAAGAUCCUUCGCUAACGGUCCCCUUCACACCUCUCAGUGGAGAAUCGGUCGUCGCUCUAGGGCGUACCUCUGAUGGCAUACUUGCGCUCUCCAAUUAUCGACUCUACCUGCAGCUCAAUCAAGCAUGUUACAACAUCCCGUUGGGUCUGAUUGAACAGUUGGAAGUUAAGGAGAUUUUUUUCUUGCACAUUGGAUGCAAAGAUGCUCGGUCGUUAAGCUGUGCAUUUUCAACAAAUGAACAUUGCUUAGAGUGGUACAAAAGAUUACACAGAGUGACCUACCCCCGAAAGAAUAUAGAAGACAUAUUCGCGUUUGCAUAUUAUGCAUGGUCCGUCGAAGAGGGCAAAGACUGUCCCAGACUUGGGAAGGAUACUGCUUCCUAUACUUCCACCUUCAAUUCAGAGGUGGAACGACUGAAGUUUAACUUACACGAUACAUGGCGAAUCAGUCAGAUAAACAAGGAUUAUCGAAUGUGUCCAUCUUAUCCACCGCAGCUUUUGGUUCCUGCAUGCAUUACGGAUAAAAUUCUCGAUACAGCUUCUAAAUUUAGGAGUUCAAGAAGAAUCCCUGUCGUCGUGUGGAGGCAUGUCAACAAUGGAGCAGUAAUUGCACGCAGUAGUCAACCCGAAGUAGGUUGGCUCCAUUGGAGGAGUGCAGAGGAUGAAAAACUUCUCAGAGCCCUCUCGAAUGCCUGUUUCUACGACAGAGGAGAAUCUACCAUAAUCGAUUCACCUGUCAAUUACUCCGAUGUAAGGAAACAUCUGGUCUCCCUGCACAGUACCAAAAAGCUGCUGAUUGUGGACGCCAGGUCGUACACCACGGCCGUGGCGAACCGAGCGCGUGGCGGGGGCUGCGAAUGCCGCGAGUAUUAUCCGACCUGCGACAUACAAUUUAUGAACCUUCCGAACAUACACUCGAUACGAAAGAGUUUCCACGCGGUGAGGCAGCUCUACGCGUCCGACACCGACCAAUUGAACUGGCUGAGCUUGUUGGAAGGCACACGAUGGUUGCAACACAUGUCCGCCCUGUUGCGAGCGGCUGUUACGGUAGCGCAGGCGAUAGAGAAGGACGGGAGACCGGUGCUGGUGCAUUGCAGCGAUGGAUGGGACAGGACUCCCCAGAUCGUUGCUCUAGCUCAGUUACUGCUAGAUCCUUAUUAUCGCACCAUGGAGGGAUUUCAAGUACUCUGCGAGAGGGAGUGGCUAGACUUUGGGCACAAAUUCGCGGAUCGGUGCGGCCAGACCGUAGGCUGCGAAGAUCCCAACGAACGCUGUCCUGUGUUUCUACAGUGGCUGGACUGCGUGCACCAGCUGAUCAAGCAGUUCCCAAGCAGCUUUCAAAUGUCCGCCGCGUAUUUUGUGAAACUGGCGCAGCACACGUACUCCCAGCUCUUCGGCACAUUCCUAUGCAACACCAGGCAGGAACGACUGCAGCUGCGGAUACGUGAUCGCACCUUCUCGGUAUGGCGGUUCCUGAACUCCAGCUCGUUCGUUAAUCACCUUUACUCGCCGUCAAAGGACAGGGUUCUGUGGCCCAGUUAUAACGUCCGAGACCUAGUGGAGUGGCCUAAAGUGCACUUAGGGGCCCUGGAAACGACUCUGGGCAUUGACAAGCAGAGAGUUACCCUGAUAGAUAUCGACGGAGCGGAGAACGAGGAGCCCCAAGGACAAAUGACCAAAACUCGAUCGUACGACGACCUCAUACAUGCGCAGAACCACGUGGCAAUUCAACACCGCCGAUUGAGCGACUCCAACAUACCCGUGGAAAAGAAAUUCGACUGGCUGAAUUUCGAGGGUGACAUGGAGAAAGUCGGGAACAACGUAGAUGAGAGCGAGGCGAGGUCGGCGGACGAGAGCUCGCCGGAAACCGACGUCUACGUGAAGAAUCUUUACAAGGCCAGCAUGGUGAACGAAUUGCCUGCCAAUCCGUCCGUUGACAGUUCAACCGAUACCCUGAUCCCGAACAACGAUCAAGCGGUUGGGAUCACGAACGGAGAGAAGGAAGGAUCGCAAGACACGUCGCCGCAGGAUAUCACCCCGUGGACCGAGACUGGAACUUCCGGUCGUGGCAACUGCACCUGCAACCGGACGCAUCACGAAGGCAGCGACGUCAGCGAGAAUAGCGUACCAUUGGUCUCGCGAAUACCCAGCAGCAUUUGUCCAGCAUUCCAGGUACACCAGGACGUCGUGCUGGAGAACCCAGACAGGCUGGACGACGUGGAUGGCCUCCCGGUGAUCAACUGCAACGUCCAGUCGCGCGUGCAGCAAAUCAUUGCGGAAAAUAAGCUGAGGGAGGACGCACUGCGGAAGGAGUUGCACACGACCCGGUUGGCCCUGAUCAAGCAAGUCUGCAAUCACAACAACGCGGACGCGGACCGCAUCGAUGACAUAGGUUCCCUGCCCGACUCCGUGGGGAGUGCCGGGGACCAUGGCGAGUCCUUGCCCUCGGACAUGUCCUGGGAAGCCGUGGAGGAGCUUGGACCUGCACCCACAUUAUGGGUGCCCGAUCACGCCGUCAGCAGGUGCAUGGGAUGCGGCACCGAAUUCUGGCUCGGCAGACGCAAGCACCACUGCAGAUGUUGCGGCAAGAUCUUCUGCGCAGAUUGCUCGGAGAAUUCGACACCGCUGCCUAGCGAGCAGCUCUACAACCCGGUGAGGGUCUGCAGCGACUGCUUCUCCCGGGUGCACCAUCACACGAGUCCCUGCCAAUGCAACGCCCGCCGUCAGGCCGUCAAGACGGAGACGGAGUUGGAGGUCAGCCCCGAAGUGCCGACGCACGCGUGCCAAAGGAGCGGCAAACUCCUGGGGAUGGCCAAGGACGCAUGCGGGAACAGCAGCAUGCAAAUCGCCCAGCCGAAGCCACCCUCGAUGUCGGCCAGCGCCGUCAACUGAGCGGCACGAUUCGGCCUUCGACCGGGGACUACCUCGGAGAGACUCGAAACCUGAGCCCGACCCGCGCUCCUCGGUGUCGUGGAUUUAUACGUCGUUUCUAUCGUAUGUGCGCACCCCACGAGCAAGGCCGCUUCUCCGAGGCCCGACUUCAACGACGAGGAGCGCGAUCGAGGAGGAGGCGAGCUCGUCGGGAGAGGAGGAAGGUCCUUAAGCGCACCGGCUGGACCCCGGCGAGAUGUUGAAGGGGUUCCAGAUGGAGAGAGCUUUUCGUUUGGUGGAUUUACCGAGACUUUGGAUCUGGUUUCGCAGUCCGGAUCCUCCUUGAUAAGCCUUUGAGGAUCUGGACCGUUGAGGAUGAUUUAGGGAUUUUUUUUUAUUUUUUUUUUGCUGGGAACAUCUGCAUCGGGAAUGAAUUUGGAAAUUCCUGAAAUGUUCUCGAUGAUAAGGAAACCCGAAUCGUUGAGAAGGACGUUGCAAAAAUUCGUUGGGAAUAAAUUUAGGAAUUUCGCGUUAAAGAAGCUUCCAUCGUUCGGAAUGGAUUUUUCAAUGUCUACGUAGGAAAUUGUCCUACUCGGUGAGACGGGACUUGAAGUCUAAAUUCCUCGGUAAAUUCACGUUAAAAAAAAAAAAAAGAAAAAAGAAUACCACGGACCUUCUUCACCCUCUCCGCUGAUAUGCCGGAUGAAACUCGUUGAAUUCAUAUUCGCAGGCAUUGUGAUUGGGGAUCUUGAAUUGUAAUUUAUUUGCCAAUGGGAAAUCGUUAACACGGUAUGCGUGGUUUUAAUUAGUCGUUCUGAAGUGUAACGAGCUGAGGGAUUAUUCGUCGCCAGUCUAGAAAUGAAACAACUGGUCGGGAGGUGAUAUUAGUCUGUGAGAUAAGUUAAACGGUGCAUGCAUAAUUCGUUGGGUAAAUUAUUCUAUUUAUUUUCUCUCGGCGGUCUGAGGAUGGCUCCGCAAGAUGGCGGAUCCUCGAGGCUUGUGUAAAAUAUGAAUUGAGCGAAUUUUGCGCCGGGCCGAUGUGUUUGGUUUAGCGACGCCUGUGACGUACGGAAAACCUCGGUAACUGAUGAAACUUUAAUUAUAAAUCGGUAAUCCGUAAUCUUAUCCGGCGGUACGCGUACGUUACAGGUAUCUUAAAAAGGGGCGAUGUGAGAGUGAGAUCAAAGAAGUCUCGUUUAUGAAAGAUUUCUCCAGACGGUGUGCCGAGUCGAUUAAAACUUUACAAUAUAAAUGCGGAGGAUGUAAGGAAGGUUCCUAAAGCUCAUGGGAUUUCAAUGUUUGAGAAAAAGAAAUUUGUUCAUAUUUUAAAAAAUUUGUUAUAGAGGAGGAGAUUUCCUGAGGGUCGGGACCUUUGUUAUAGCCUCCAUGUUCGCGUCGCAAAGUUUGAAACGAUUUGGCAUGGUGGAGAUGAGUUUCAUGAACGAUCGAAUACUCGGGUGGCACUUUCAUAAGAUCUUAACGCGUUCACAGGAUAUUUUUAGCGAAGAUGUACCUCGAGAUCGAAACAAAUCAAUGUCGUUGAACUUCUGGCCCGCCUCAAACCGAGUUUGGGGACGGGCAGUGUCUAUUUUUUUAUUGUUCACUUGCGGCGAGGAACACGGUCGUUGGGUUCCCGAUUCACGGCACACUCACCAUAAUAUUUAUGGCAGCGGAGCUCGAUAUUAUUUCUCACGGGAGGUGAAGAUAUACCGAGAAGGGAACCGAACACUCAUUGGGAUAUUUAAUUUAAUCGCGCGUUAGAGAGAUUCAAGACCAUUCCCGGUAUAUAUGUAACAUUACUUGAACCUGCCCUCUGUGAAAUUACUAGGUCGUUCGUAUUUCCUUCUUUUAUUUUUUUUUUUCUUCCCUCCACUUCUUUGAAAGUAUUCAAGGCGCGACGGAGUACAUUGCGAGAUCGGAGACUUGUAGAUCUAGGGAACGACGCGAUUUUCAUUAACCUCGACGUAAGAGGGACUCGAGAUACGUUCUAUUAAGAUACACGCGCUUUCGAAUCUUUGUACGAACAUUUGGAUUUAAUCGAUGGAAAGAAAAAAAAAACAUGUAGUUUUUCCCUCUCUGUUGGAUAUGUUGCAUUUAUUGAUCACGUUUAAUAAAAGUUAUCCUCGUUGAA